UGCGCUUCUCGCAAUCUCGAGAACGAUUGGUGAUACUGCUGAUGAACGACAAGUGUAAAGAUUAGUUCCAGCGUCUGUAUGCAGACACAGUGUUUUGACGAGAGGCGAGCAGCUUUUAGGGUUGAGACACAAUUCCGAGCAUCGAACUGACAUAACUUCGUUGUCGUUGUGCUCGACCGCGGAGGAAAACGAAGACACCAUUCGGAAGAAAAUGUCAAAGAUCGAGGAGGCAAACGAGCACAUACGUCAGGCUGAAAAAGCCUUGAAACCUACAUUCUUGAAAUGGCGACCUGAUUAUGAGGUAGCAGCUGAUGAAUAUUCACAUGCUGCAACCUGCUUUCGAGUAGCCAAAUCAUAUGCACAGUGUAAAGAUUGUUUAGUAAAGGCAGCCGACUGUUACAAACAAACCAAAGCAUGGUUCCAUGCAGCAAGGUGCAUCGAGCAGGCUCUGCUUGUCUGCAAGGAAAUGGGGAAUUUAUCAGAAGUAUCAAAACUAGCUCACAGUGCUUGUGGUCUUUUCCAGCAGCAUGGAUCUCCUGAAUCAGCCGUUACUGCUCUCGACAAGGCAGCUAAGAUGUUGGAAGCUACACAGCCCCAGCAGGCUCUAGAGCUAUUUAGACGCGCGGUUGACAUAAUCUCGGGCGAGGACAAUCCGCGACACGCAGCGGAAUACAUGAGCAAAGUUGCGAGACUAUUAGUGAAGCUACAGAUGUAUGACGAGGCGGCAGAUGCGAUACGUCGCGAGAUUGGCAUGUAUCAGGAUGUCAAGCUUUGGCAGUCGCUUGGAAGGCUUACUGUGGCAUUGGUGUUAGUGCAAUUGGCACGAGGUGAUCAGGUUGCGGCCGAGAAGGCCUUCAAAGAAUGGGGUAACUUCUGCGAGGCCCCUGAAGUACAAACAUUGGAGAUGUUGUUACAAGCAUAUGAUAAUGAAGAUGCGGAUGCAGCUCGGGCAGCCCUUAACAGUCCUUUUAUCAAACACAUGGACGUGGAGUACGCCAAGCUAGCACGAGGUUUACCUUUACCACAACAGGAAUAUGCUAUUCCACCUGCUGGAGUAAGAGCCAACGCCGCGGAAUCCUAUGUUUCUCCUAACGCGUCCAAGGUUGGCGGACAGACCGUUGAAGCUGAAGCAAAGAAUGAAGUCAAUGAAUCUAGUCAAUCAAUCGAGAAGAAACCAGAAGUCGCAUCACCACCAAAACCUAUACAAAAGCAGGAGGAAGAGGACGAUUAUGAGGGAGGCCUGUAUUUAAACUAUUACGUGACUGGCAGUGCUUUAAUUGGCUUGAAUUGUUUCAGCGAGGUAUGCAAGGCGUUGAACAAGAAUCGCGGCUUGUACGGUCGUUGGAGCGAACUGCAGAAUGUCGCGAUCGCGUCGCCGACCGGUAUACCGCUGAGUGGCUCAGCCACUGCAAUCUCACGUACAGACGAACUCGAUUGGACCACCACCGAACUGCGGAAAGCACUUCGUUCCAUCGAGUGGGAUCUCGACGACCUCGAGGAUACUAUCUGUAUCGUUGAAAAAAAUCCAACAAAGUUCAAAAUUGACAACAAGGAGUUGACCGUUCAACGGAGUUUCAUUGAGCAGGCACGAGAGGAAGUGAAGAUCAUGAAGGACAAACUGAACUUAAGCAGAAGUCGGGAUCGUGACAGUACGGCAAGACAGCCACUUUUGGACAACAGCCCUGCGAGAGUGCCGGCUAAUCAUGGCACUACUAAAUACAGCAAGCUAGAAAAUGAAAUAGAUAGUCCAAACAGACAGUUUCUCAGUGAUACAAUGCAACAGCAAAAUGCUAUGAUGAGACAGCAGGAUGAACAGUUGGAUAUGAUUGGGGAAACAGUUGGUACAUUAAAAACAGUAUCCAGGCAAAUCAACAGUGAACUAGAUGAACAAGCUGUGAUGUUGGAUGAAUUCGGGAAUGAAUUAGAGACAACAGAUUCCAAGUUGGAUGCUACCAUGAAGAAGAUGGCCAAGGUGUUGCACAUGAGUAAUGAUCGGGGACAAUGGGUAGCCAUUGGAGUGUUGACUGCUAUAUUGGUGUUUUUAAUCAUUUUAUUUAUAAUUAAAUGAAUCAUCUCUCGUCUCCUCUAGCUUCUUCCCCUUUUCCUCCUUUCCUUCGAUAAUAAUUUCGUUUGUAGCUUUAAAUAUAAUCUAAGUCCGUUUGACCUAUUACUGAUAGAGCGAGA
This is a messenger RNA of Trachymyrmex septentrionalis, 2184 nucleotides long. RefSeq names its product gamma-soluble NSF attachment protein-like. Gene Ontology annotation, cellular component: vacuolar membrane; SNARE complex. Gene Ontology annotation, molecular function: syntaxin binding; soluble NSF attachment protein activity. Gene Ontology annotation, biological process: intracellular protein transport; Golgi vesicle transport. The transcript is spliced from 14 exons. The coding region runs from base 212 to 2068 and encodes 618 amino acids. The record is from RefSeq and is a predicted model, not a curated record. Lineage: Eukaryota; Metazoa; Arthropoda; Insecta; Hymenoptera; Formicidae.